AUGAACAAAAAUGGUCUCUGUCCGCUUGUGGAAUGCUCAGAAAUCGCGGAGGCAGUUGAUCAAGAUGUGAUUAGCCGUCGAACUCAAGAUAUGGACUCUAGAUAUGCAAGAGGUAGUUGUCAAAGCCAUUUCUUCCACUGUUGCAAGGACGUUGUCCUGGAGAUUACUAGAAGUUACCGACCAAAGAAAACUACUGACAGAAUUGAUAUCAGUGUUCUUGGAGAAGUUCCUCGCAAUCCACAUUAA
Messenger RNA from Necator americanus (New World hookworm), 246 nucleotides. RefSeq lists its product as uncharacterized. NCBI's taxonomy places the organism in Eukaryota, Metazoa, Nematoda, Chromadorea, Rhabditida, Ancylostomatidae. The coding region runs from base 1 to 246 and encodes 81 amino acids. The transcript has 2 exons. The record is from RefSeq and is a predicted model, not a curated record.